UGAAGCUGGGAAAGAACCUUCCAUGAUUGCAGAAGUUCCACGGGCUCGUAGCACAGCAGGAAGCUAUUGGGAACGCUAUGAUGGAGUUCUCGGCAUCUCUGAAAACGACGAAACAGCCUUAUCACGACGACGUUCGUCGAAGACGAAGUCAAUAGCAGCUCCUGCAAACUAUAAUAACUUAUCCCGAGCACGACGCAGUAGACGCACAGCAAAUGAGAUAACCUCAGCUAGGGACGAUGGGGAACAACAGCAAAAAGCGAAAUUGCGUCCUCCGUCUUCGCCAUCUUCAUUUGCUCCUGCAAACCGCGUGUCGAACAUCGCGGCCUCAAACGCCAAUAAUUAUCAACAGACACAGAAUUAUGAGGACGUUGUUCCAGAUCGGGAAGCCGGUGACUCCGAAGCAUACUGGAAUCGAAUGGCUGGCACCAGUUUUGUGGAGCAGCAGAAAGAUGUUAAUACAGGCACUAGUAGUCGACACGGUCACAAGAAGCUUGCUGUUUCCAGUGAGGAGGUGCAGGAGCAAGUCGAUUCAGCAACGACAUCAGUCGCUGUUGCAAAUGAUAAUGUUGAGGAAAUAAGUGCAACAUUGUCUUUGUCUGGAGGAAAAAAGAACGCGGCUCCUGUGCUGUUGAAAGCGAGUGGUGGAGGCGCGUCCUCCGUAUUGCCAGAGCAGCAGGAGAGACAAGUGCAAAGUCAGAUAAAACAAAAUCCUCAAAUUGCUUCACUUUCCGGUACGAACGAAAAGCAAGAGACGAGCAUGUUGUUGAUCAAUGAAAAAGCAGGAACAACCGGGGCGCCUCCUGUGCCGACAAGUAUCGACGAUGCUGUGCAGAGUAUCGUCGCAGCCUGUGGAGUUUCCGUUUCCGAAGCACGUCAACUCCUCGUGCAAAUGAUGAAAGGAAAAUCAGCAAAUGUUGUUGUACAGGACGCAGCGUCAAUCGAUAUCGUCGGUGCAGACGUAGUGGAUGAAGAAGUUAGCUCACAACAAGAGGAUGCAACGUCUUCAAGUAGAAUGCUCCUGCCUCUGCAGCAAGCUGCCUCUCCGACUUCUGCGCACCAUAGGUUAAAUGUGAAUUCGACGGCAAAACGCCAGGAGCCUGCGACCCCGAAGGAAGCCGCACAGUGCGUAAUUGAGGAAUUGCUUAGUCCGCAGCAGGGAAUAAAAUCCAAAAGCGACUCGGUAUCGGACGGAGAAAGAGGAGCUGGAGCGGUACAAGGACGAGAAGUCGAAAUAAAUGAGAGCGACAAUGCAACUGAUCAUGUAGCGGUGUCAAGCACAGAAAUAAUAGAGACGCUGCAAAGUAAUAGUAAAGAACCAGAACCACAAGAUCAAGAACUACAAGAAGAACAAGAUGAAGGAAAGGAGCCCUCGUCCCACGUGGUCACACCGGGGAUGCCGCAAGGCUCGAAGCCGCUCAGUCGAGAGCGAGAUCGCGCUACAGGACACUCUGGAUCUGAGGGAAUACCGCUUCCCGAAGAUCCUGUCUCUACAUCUACUUCUAGCCCGCGGCCACCUCUACCGCAAGCAGGACGAGGAGAGCGCAGAGGUAAGUCCUCUGAGGUUCUCGUAUCGCCUGCAAAGAGUCGAGCGUCCUCGGCAUCUCUUCAUCUUCUCUCGGGAAAAGAUAAAGAUCAUGUUGACUCUACUCUUUCUCGACGACGUGUGACCAUCGAUUCUUCAGUUCCUUCGUCCAACCGGAAACGCAUCACACGCAAAGACCCUCUUCCAGAGCGUGGAACUAGUCCGUCCAAGAAGCUGUCAACCACCUUCGAGUUGGGGAAACAGGAAACUCCUGGCAAGAAUGCGACAAGAGAAUUCGAGGAGAAAGAUUUCGAGGAUCCUGAGAACAGACAAGCAAACGAAGGACAAGAGUUGGCCAACACCACUAGUACACCUCUAGCGCAGAACAGAAGAAGUGCCACUUCAUCUCAGUCAGGUACCAGUACCAGAAGAAGUUCUUCUCGACAGGAAGCGCCAGAAGAAACAAACCGAAGCCUAUUCCAAAAAGGCGGCCGAGAAAGAGGAUCAACAACAGCAUCAGGAGCAUCACAGUCUCCGUUUAAACAACUGACAAUUGGCACGAGUCCCACGUUUCGGACGACUAUGCGGAGUAGCGCGCGCAAAUCAAGGCUCAGUAGUGAGUCACCCUUUAAACAAGAAUCGGGGGGCGUCGCGAAGAGGUCUUCACUUAAUGUCCGCUCUUCUAUUAGUUCUGGGGUCGUGCCAGGAGUCGUGAUGGGAGUCGAGAACGACGUCCAGCAGACAACUGCCACUGCCUCUUCCAGCAGCUCAAACUUGGCAUCGAUUUUGCAGAACUUUGAUCAAGGUACUAGCAGUGACGCCAACGUCCACCAGAACAAUGAUCUACUUCAGGAAAAUUAUAAUGCUGAAAGGGAGGCGGCCGCGAAAGCAGAU
Messenger RNA from Amoebophrya sp. A25, 2416 nucleotides. The record is from the annotation of a GenBank genome assembly. Lineage: Eukaryota; Dinophyceae; Syndiniales; Amoebophryaceae.